Aplosporella prunicola CBS 121167 is the source of this 1224-nucleotide messenger RNA. RefSeq lists its product as uncharacterized. The coding region runs from base 1 to 1224 and encodes 407 amino acids. The transcript has 3 exons. Lineage: Eukaryota; Fungi; Ascomycota; Dothideomycetes; Botryosphaeriales; Aplosporellaceae. The record is from RefSeq and is a predicted model, not a curated record.
AUGGCGCCCUCGCGCAAGAUCAACGCGAAGCCCAAGAGCAAGAGCAAGUCCGCCCAAAUCAAGACUUCCUCGUCCAGCGACGUCGGGGAAGGUACUGAAACUCGUUACAACCCACUCACCGGACGCCCAAUCCGCGACGGCGCCGGUCGCAAGUCACUUGACGUCGACUACCUCGACACGAUCGAGGCGCUUGAAGAGGACUCGGGCGACGAGGUUUCCGAAGACGAGGAAGGUCAGCUACGGACCAGAAAGAAGAGGAAGCGCACGCCUUCUCCUCCUCUUCCUCCGCUGCCUCCACUCCCACAAAACCCAGAGGAUAUUCGCUCUCGAGAGCCAACUCCAGACCUUCACAUGUCAGGCAUGACCAACUUUACGUCGCUCACCUUCAACGUUCCUCCGGGCUUCAAAGGCCCGUUCGUCGUGAACCUGGACGACGCCGCGCUCUCUAAGCUGCAGUCUCAAACUCCGCGACCGGUAAAGCGUCAACGUACCCGCCGUAAUGGCGCGCCCUCUCACCACAACGAAGACACCAUCAACGUUGCGCCACGCGAAUUCGAAGAGUCAGGCAAACCGCGUCCUGGUGAGAUAGGUUUUGUCGACCUUCCUCCCGAGAUUCGCAACAAGAUCUACCGUCUUCUGUUCGUGGACAAGGAUGCUGUCGACUUCGAAAGACCUUUCAAUUUCUGUCGCUCGAGCGCGCUCCUCAGGGCUAACAGGCAAGUUUACAACGAGGGAAGAAGCGUUCUCUACAGUGAGAACAAGUUCAUGUUCGCACGUAACCACAACAGACGCGGCAAUUACUGGGACGCCGAGCAGACCGAGAUUGGCUUCAAGGACUUCCGCGUGUUCUUGAAAAGUAUUGGGCCGACCAACAUAUCUCUGCUUAGAGACAUCGAGGUCAUCUUCACUGACGCAGCUCCGUCAGCCACUCCUCGCAUCACUAACGAGGAGCGCCGCUUUGUGCAUGAUGAGCACCUAAUCGAUUGCCUGCGCAUGCUGGGAGAGAACGGGCGACUCAAAGAAGCCAGAUUCAGCUUCGCGGGCCGCAAAAUCGUCGGCCGUACCGACUACCGCUUCAUCGAUGCCCUACGUAGCAUCGAGGUCGACAAGGUCGACAUGGAGCACAGGAAUCGCUACCAGUACGGAUACAAGAUCGAGUCAGACGUCAAGAAUGAACUGAAGAAGUGCAUGGUGCGCUCGAAGAAGCUCUACUCGCACGACUAG